AUGCUCUUUGACAAUAACAAUGUCUGGAACCAGGAACGAAAAGGAAGUCCAAGCAAUGGAUUGUUCGGAAAACUCAAGAGAAGUGGGACGACCACCACGUCGGUGGGGCUUUUCAAUAACCCUAACUUUGCUACUGCUGCUGGAUUCGAACAAGCCGCCAGUGACACGAUAGAACGCGCACAAUUGAUUGUAGAACGAAUAUGGAGAGCACCAGAAAAUGGAGAGAAUGAAAUGAGAAAGGUAGUCAAGAACCUGGACCGACUUUCAGAUACUCUUUGUUGCGUUAUUGAUAUGGCCGAAUUCAUCCGCAACGCCCAUCCUGACCGAACGAUUUUGGAUGCUGCCAACAACGCCUACAGUACUUUAUGCUCUUACAUGAACACACUAAACACAGAUACUAGACUUCACAAGGUGCUCAGUAUGGUUAUGAGGGACCAAACCAUUGUAGCACAAUUCACUCCAGACGAAAUUAUGACUGCCAAAGUCUUUUUGAGAGAUUUCGAAAAGUCUGGUAUUCAUUUACCUAACGAACAGCGGUCCCAGUUCGUUGGCCUUUGCGAUGAAAUUAUACAACUUGGUCGAGCAUUUGUUCAAAAUAAUCCAAGGUCCAUUCGACAAAUUAAAGUUGAACCAUCACGGUUAAAUGGGCUUUCUUCCUCAACUAUCAAAUCACUUACACAUUCUGACGGUCAUGCAUACAUCGGUACAGACUACACCGAAAGCCAUGCUAUCCUCAAAUACGCUAAAGACGAGGAUGUUCGCCGAGAAAUGUAUCGAGGGAUGAAUUCUGCGACCGACGAAAGUGUCAUGAUAUUGGAAGCAUUGAUGAGACGGAGAGGAGAGCUAGGAGAGCUCGUUGGCAAGGAAUCGUAUGGGCAUUUGCAGCUUCAGGACAAAAUGGCGAAGACACCAGAAAAUGUUGAUGCCUUUUUGAACACUCUUGUGAAACACCAGCAACCUGCUGUUGAUGCGGAUGUUCAGCUGUUGAAAGCAGCCAAAGCUAAAAUAACUGGAUCGAAGGAACCAGUGGAGAUUAUGGCAUGGGAUCGAGACUAUUACAUGAAUAUACUUUCAGCAUCUUAUCAGGCAGUUCAUCCCAGCCUACCAAUUUCGCCUUAUUUUUCGGUUGGAUCGGUUAUGCAAGGUCUAUCCAGAUUAUUCAAAAACAUGUAUGGAAUUCAUUUUGAACCCGAUUCCAUCAAUCCGGGAGAGACAUGGCAUUCUCAAGUUCGCAAAUUAAAGGUGGUGUGUGAGAAUGAAGGCACUAUUGGUACAAUGUACUGCGACUUAUUUGCUCGAAACGGAAAAGGAACGAAUGCCGCACAUUAUACGGUGCGAACUUCGCGUCGAGUGGAUGAUGAUGAUGCUAUCAACGACCUCGCCUACGCCGAUCCAUCACAACGGGAACGCAUACACGCAACUUUGGAUACAAGCAAUGGAGCGCAAAUACGUGGUCGCCAAGGACUUUAUCAACUACCCGUAAUUGUUUUAACAUGCGAUUUCCCGACUCCUAGAUCCAAUUCCAUGCCAACAUUGCUCUCGUUUUACGAGGUUGAGACCUUGUUCCAUGAAAUGGGUCACGCCAUGCAUUCCAUGUUGGGACGAACCGACUUCCAUAACGUAGCGGGUACGCGCUGUGCAACUGAUUUUGUGGAGCUACCAUCCAUUUUGAUGGAGCACUUUGUUUCCGAUCCGCAAGUUUUAUCUCUGUUUGCCAGUGACUACCGCACUAGAGAGCCACUUCCAUAUGAAUUGGUGAAGACGUAUCUAGAUCAUCGAAAACGAUUCAGCGGCAUUGAUACCAAUUAUCAAAUCGUCAUGGCUCAAUUGGAUCAGCGGUACCAUUCACCCAUCGCUGUUCAGAAAGAGUUUUCAGCCGCCAAGGUGUGGCACCAGCUUCAAAAUGAAAAUGGCGCCUUUCGCGGUGGAGAAAACUCAAUGUGGCCAACCCAGUUCACCCAUCUCUUUGGAUAUGGAUCUGGAUACUACAGCUACUUGUUCGAUCGUACACUAGCUCGUAGAGUCUGGCAGAGUUGCUUCGAAAAGAAUCCACUUGAUCGCGAAAACGGUAUGCGUUUCCGAGAACAGGUGCUUCGAUGGGGUGGAGCUCGUGAUCCUUGGGAAUGCGUGGCUAGCGUACUGGACGAACGAGAUGCUGCCACUAUUGUUAACGGAGACCAGGCCGCUAUGCGGCAAGUUGGCGAUUGGGGCAUCGACGUAUAG
Umbelopsis ramanniana AG is the source of this 2223-nucleotide messenger RNA. RefSeq lists its product as uncharacterized. NCBI's taxonomy places the organism in Eukaryota, Fungi, Mucoromycota, Umbelopsidomycetes, Umbelopsidales, Umbelopsidaceae. The transcript is spliced from 3 exons. The coding region runs from base 1 to 2223 and encodes 740 amino acids. Gene Ontology annotation, cellular component: mitochondrion. Gene Ontology annotation, molecular function: metalloendopeptidase activity. The record is from RefSeq and is a predicted model, not a curated record. Gene Ontology annotation, biological process: peptide metabolic process.